AUCUACCAUCAGUACGGUGUUGUGCGCAGGUUGAAACGCGCGAGUGUUGUGUUUUUUUAAUAUAGCGAUCGAUUCCGUGUUAUACAACAUGGCGCGGCGGAAAAGUGUGUUUACAAAGUGGACUUUAGCUUUAAUUGUAGUUAUAUUCUGUCCGUUUGUAUGCUCGCGACCUCAAGAAGUGCUCUCACAAGCUCCUAUUGUCAGUAGUUCUAUUAGUAGUGUUGAAAAAGAUAAGCCAACAGAGAACCCAAUAAGGAUUUCCAGUCUGCCGAAUGAACCGAAGCCUAUGAAGACAGAAGUAACAACACCUGCAUCCCUGGAGAAAAAUUCUGCAAGAGAUGUCAAGACUAAAGGCCCAGCAAUUGGUGAAUCGAUAAAACUUGUUGCGAACCAAUUAUUGGAUAAACCGUCCAAUAAAACAAGCGAUGAAUCAGUGCUUACUGAUACUAGAAUACCACCAAAAUUAAAAAACCAAGUUACAGUCAACAAGCAAAAGAUUAAGACAAGAAUUGAAGAUGCAGAAGAAUCGAUAGAAAAUGGUCAUGCUGGUAUUGCGGUUCCAGUGACUAUGGAAGAUUUAGAAUCAGAAAAUAAAAUAAGCGAAUCGUCUACUUCGAAUGAAGGCAUUUCUACUUGGAUACUUCUUAGUAAUCAUAAUAGUAAAGACAAUCUUACUUCGUCAACUGAAUCUACAAAGCUGGAAGAAAACACAAAGAAACAGAAACCAAUAAAUUCUAAAAAUAAAAACAAGCAACGCCCUCAGAAUAAUAAACCUACAGUAAAACGCCCGAUAAUUGGAAGCACUAAUAAGUCUGAUUUGGUAGCUAGUGGCUCUGCAAUAAAUGAAAAUGUGUACAAUAAAAUUAAAGACACGGUACUAUCAAAUGUGGAGAAAAAUAAAAACCCUUCCACUCAACGUACACCUGUAGCAAGUACCACCACAAUUCCUACUACCACUGAAAUUACAACUAUUAAAAAGGAAAGUGUUACUAAAGCUCCAGCUACAAUUACUCCGGUAGUGAAAGUUACAUCGAAACCUAUUAAAAAGAAAGAUAAGAACAAACAUAAGGUUAGCACUACAUUAGCACCAAUUGAUAAUGACUCAGCUCUAUUGCCAAUGGAACCAAAGGAACAAGAAAUUGAAUUAGAGAUCAGUACACCUGCAACUACAACCAAAAAGCCAAAACGUAGUUCUAAUAGAAAGAAAAACAAGACUAAGAAGAAGAAGCCAAGUCCAGCUAAAAUUGAAAGUGAUACGAAAAUAAGUGAUAUAAAAAGUAAUAAGACAAAAUCUGCUAAACCCGCAAAGAAACCGAAUAAUCAGGGUGGUCCACUUAGUACUCAAAUCUAUAAUUAUUUAUCUAGAGAAGUUAUGCCAACAGUAGGUGUAGGAGUUAUUGGUCUUGCUAGCUUAGUUGGCAUAGCUAGUUAUUUCUUUUAUCCAUUUACUACACCAGUCAGAAGAACUUUUGAAGUCGACAAAAAAGACGACUUAUACAAGAAUAAUGACGAAGAAUACGCAAGUGAAGGUAAUGGACAAGCUGAAGAAGAAAUGCUUGGAACAGUUCUUGCCGGUAUGCCAUCCCAUUCUAAGCAAAAAUUAAAUCCUUAUGCCGGCCAAACUGUUCAUAAUAACAGGUAUCCAAUGAAAAAAGAACAAGACAUUAGAUAUCGCCAUGUAGCCGCUAAUUACGAACCUAACUAUAACGUUCGUUAUCCCCAACAAAAGACUGGAAUUGCACAUGGAGCUACAUAUCCUAAACCAGUAAAUUACAACCCUCAUCAGUAUGAAACUAGAAAUGUUUACACAACAGAAAACAAAUAUGCAUUUGAUAAAUCAUCUACUUCUUAUCCUUCUGUAGAACCAGUUUACGCUGCACCCCAAACUGCUUCAUCAGCAGGAUAUCCUUACGGAAGCGAUAUAUCAAACUCCGUUGUUUAUGGCAUUAAGCCGAAUGAUGAAUCAAAUUUCAGACCAGUCUAUCCUUACGAAGGUCAACAUAUGACAUACCCGUCAACGUCUAUGGAGUUGGAAUCAAAUAGUGAAGAUACAGAACAAACCAAAUACACUGAAAAUAAUAAUAACGAAAGUGGAAUAAUUGAUAAUAAAUUUGUAGUUGGCAAUGUGCCUAAGGAAUUAGUCGAUUCUGUUGAUUCGGCUACUCCUGCUGUAGUUCCUGAACAUGGCCCUAGAAAGCUAAGAAGGAGGAGAAGACACACUGCGUACAGUAGGAGUAGUAUAACUGGUUCCAUUGAACAGCUAUUAAAAGAAGCUAAAAACUCUCAUAAAGAUAUUUUUAUAAGUAAUGAAAUUUUUGAUAAUUAUAAUUAUUUGAACAAAUUAGAGGAAUUAUCUGAUCCACAGCCCACUUACAGUACUGUAACAAUUCAACCCGAUGAAAAAGAUGUGUACACAGUUUAUGCUGCAACUGAAGGUCCGAAAAUAGAAGACAAAUCUACAACUGAUACACCAACAAGUUUUAAAAUAGAAAGAGUCGAAAGCGUAUCAACUGUACCGAUAAGUAAACCAGAAAAAUCUACAACAGAAACAGAUGCAUCGAAUGAAUUGGAUUCGACGACAAAAGGUUUUAAAGUAUACGAAGUGUAUUCACCCCUAACAGAUGGUACUGACAAGAAUAAUCCAACGACAAAAUCAGAUACAUCUAUUGAAACAACAACACAGUUUAGAAAUAUGAUGACAGAGACCACUACAGACUCAAAAUCGGAAACGACAUCUACAAUACAACCCUCUCUGUCACCAAUAACUGAAGUUACUACAGAGAAAUUUAAAGAUACACCUGAAAUUGUAACCUAUCCUCCAGCGAGUCAACAAAGCGGUUUUUUAUCUUUAUUAAAGCGAUUUAUUGAAUUUAAGUACAAGCUUGGAUUAAGCAUUUUACAAACGACAUCUGACAAUUUGAAAAGAUAUCUUGAAUCUAGUGGCAACUACGGAGCGAAACCGCAGAAGUAACUUAAAAAUGGGAUGAAAUUUAGAAAACUCUGAUACUCACCGACCUCCUAUUUAACCAUUAUUUAAAUUGCUUGAUGUAGUGUUUGUACUUUAAGUAAGGACUUUUUGAGCAUUACUCAAUCAAUCACAACAUAUAAUACUUUAAUUGUGCAGCUCCGGAUCUAGGGGAUAUGACUACUGAGGGCCCAUACCCCAGGGGGCAAGUUCUGUGGUCGGCAAAUUCAAACUUGGCAGAUGAAUACAGUACUCAUCAUUAACGCAUCUUUGACAACUUGACCACUGAGACGUCAACUAAAUUAUUUGCGUUCAAUGUAUUUGAAAAUAUCACAAUAAUUAACAACAAUAUUAAUUGGAUAUAUCAUUUUUAGAA
This is a messenger RNA of Achroia grisella, 3341 nucleotides long. RefSeq lists its product as uncharacterized. Bases 89 to 2971 code for a protein of 960 amino acids. NCBI's taxonomy places the organism in Eukaryota, Metazoa, Arthropoda, Insecta, Lepidoptera, Pyralidae. The record is from RefSeq and is a predicted model, not a curated record. The transcript has 3 exons.